Molecule: messenger RNA, 1797 nt
Organism: Emys orbicularis (European pond turtle)
Lineage: Eukaryota; Metazoa; Chordata; Testudines; Emydidae
Product: sodium- and chloride-dependent betaine transporter-like
Exons: 14
Coding region: 1-1797 (598 amino acids)
Biological process (GO): sodium ion transmembrane transport
Cellular component (GO): plasma membrane
Molecular function (GO): gamma-aminobutyric acid:sodium:chloride symporter activity
Source: RefSeq, a predicted model, not a curated record
AUGGUGCUGCUCGAAAAGGAGAAGCCAGAAAUGGAGCCAAGAGGCCAGUGGAAUAAUAAAAUGGAGUUUAUGCUCUCCAUGGCUGGGGAGAUCAUCGGCCUGGGCAAUGUCUGGAGAUUCCCUUAUCUCUGUUACAAAAAUGGAGGUGGUGCCUUCUUUAUCCCCUACCUCAUCUUCCUCUUCACCUGUGGGAUCCCAGUGUUCUUCCUGGAGACAGCGUUAGGACAGUACACCAGCCAGGGAGGGGUCACCGCCUGGAGGAAGAUCUGCCCUCUCUUUGAAGGAAUUGGAUACGCCUCACAAGUCAUCGAAUCCUAUCAGAAUAUCUACUACAUCGUCAUCCUAUCUUGGGCUAUCUUCUACCUGUUCAGCUCCUUUACUGCUGUGCUUCCCUGGGCCACCUGUAAUAAUCCUUGGAACUCAGAUCGCUGCGUGGACUUUCUGAAUCACUCUAACGUGGAGAACUGGACAGCGCCUGCUAAUGCCACCUCCCCAGUUACUGAGUUCUGGGAGAAGCGAGCCUUGGGGCUCACAGACGGUAUUCACAAUCUGGGCACUGUGCGCUGGGAGCUGGCUCUCUGCCUCCUGCUCGCCUGGGUCAUCUGCUACUUCUGCAUCCGGAAAGGAGUCAAGUCCACAGGCAAAGUUGUUUACUUCACUGCCACAUUUCCCUACUUGAUGCUUUUUGUCUUGCUGAUUCGAGGGGUCACCCUGCCUGGUGCUGCUGAGGGGAUCAUGUUCUACCUGAAGCCAGACAUUUCCAGGCUUGCAGAUGCACAGGUGUGGAUGGAUGCAGGCACUCAGAUCUUCUUCUCUUAUGCUAUCUGCCAGGGGUGCCUGACAGCCUUGGGCAGCUACAACAAGUACAAUAACAACUGUUACAGGGACUGCUUCAUGCUAUGUUUCCUGAAUAGUGCCACCAGCUUUGUGGCCGGCUUUGCUAUCUUCUCUGUGCUGGGCUUCAUGGCACAAGAACAGGGCGUGCCCAUUUCAGAAGUGGCCGAGUCAGGUAGGUGCUUUCUAAAUGUGACAGGGCCAAAAGGAAUUUAUUCUCUGCCUGUGUCUCAGCUCUGGUCCUGCCUAUUCUUCCUUAUGCUGAUCUUCCUGGGACUGGACAGCCAGUUCGUCUCUGUUGAGAGCGUGGUGACGGCCAUUGUCGACAUGUACCCAGAAGUUCUCCAGAAGAAAGGGCACCGGGAGCUGCUGAUCCUGGCCAUUGCAGUCAUAUGCUACCUACUUAGCCUGAUGAUAGUCACUGAGGGUGGAAUGUACAUCUUCCAGCUGUUUGAUUAUUAUGCUGCCAGCGGUACGUGCCUACUGUUCCUGGCCAUUUUUGAAGUCAUCUGUGUUGGCUGGGUAUAUGGUGCAGACCGUUUCUAUGACAACAUCGAGGCCAUGAUUGGUUAUCGGCCAUGGCCGCUGAUUAAGAUGUGCUGGCAGGUUGUCACCCCUGGUGUUUGCCUGGCGACUUUCCUAUUUUCAGUGAUCAAGUACACCCCCCUCAAAUACAACAACUGGUACGUGUACCCUCCGUGGGGCUACGCUCUGGGCUGGUUGAUGGCUCUCUCUUCCAUGAUCUGCAUUCCACUCUACGUCAUUUUCAUCCUGCUGAAAACCAGGGGAUCACUAAAGAAGAGGCUAAUGCAACUCACUUCCCCAGCGGAGGACUUGCCUCAGCCAAAGAAGCACCAGGCUAGCGUGUCUGAACCAUUGGAGAGCCCCAAAGCAGAAUACAGGAUCUCAUCCCCAUCAGCCAAGGAAGUGCUCAUAACCACAGAGAAGGAAACUCACUUGUAA